This is a messenger RNA of Cyclocybe aegerita, 375 nucleotides long. NCBI's taxonomy places the organism in Eukaryota, Fungi, Basidiomycota, Agaricomycetes, Agaricales, Hemipholiotaceae. The record is from the annotation of a GenBank genome assembly.
AUGCUGCAACGUGAAUUGAACCUCGGAGUAGUCCAUGGAGGCCUUGUCCUAUCACUCACCGACACCCUCGGUUCGCUGGCUGUCGCGACGCACGGACACUUCAUGACAGGUGUGUCGACGGACAUCGGGACGUCGUUUGUUCGGCCUGCUGGACGGGUGGGAGAUAUCCUGCAUGCUAAGGCAGUUUUGACGGGCAUGGGGAAGCAGCUCGCUUAUACCCGCGUGGAUUUCACGAACCCCAGAGGAGAGCUGGUCGCUUAUGGAUUUCACACCAAGUAUGUUGGCAAGUCGAACUCACAUGCAGAAAACGUAAAAUUCAGCGAGGACGGCGAGACGGUCAUUGAGGGUGUGGACAAGAAUCUGGACGUGGAUUAA